AUGUCUUACUAUGCUCAUUGGUAUGAACAGAGCAUCCGUCAGAAAAGACCAGCUCUCCAUUCCAAUCCAUCUACCCAAAGCAUACCCAUAGACGCUUCUCAGCCUGAUGUUACGGCAGCGCAGGUCACCGUUUGCUCUCUACACAAUAGGCUUGUCUACAAUCUCGAAUUCAAACCAUGCGAGAGAACUCCUUCACAUUCCCGCAACAGCAGCUAUACACCAGAGCACACAAAUCAUAACGAGCGCAUAACUCAUAGUCAGAAUGACCAACAUGUUGCAUGGAAAAACGCUCACGAGAUGGUGUAUAAUCGAACGAGCGAUAGGGAAAGAACGGGAAGUAGCCAGUCUACAGAGUUGUUGAAGGUGGACGAUUUGAUAGAUGAGUCACUAUGGGACGAUUGGAUUGUAAAGUUUAUCAAUAACGAUGAGGAAUCAGUCUACAGCGACGACAAGCCUUUCGAAGAUUGGAUUUUUGAUGCAAUGUGA
Paraglomus brasilianum is the source of this 486-nucleotide messenger RNA. Lineage: Eukaryota; Fungi; Glomeromycota; Glomeromycetes; Paraglomerales; Paraglomeraceae. The record is from the annotation of a GenBank genome assembly.